AUAGAGAAUUCCAAUCGGCGGCAGCUCUCACACUCCCUUCUCUCUCCUCAUCACGCUCUCCAGCAGCACAGCUUCCCUUCCAAAACCCAAGCAAAGCCAAAGCCCCGGAACACCACCAGGUGCUAACCGGCCGGGAGCUACACGUACCACAAUACCAUGGCGGCGGCCGCAGCAGCGUUGAGACUGCGCCUCCUGUACCGGAUGCUGCGCGUUGGCGAGCUGCUCGCGCUCGUGGUCUUCCUCUCCUGGUCGUCUUCCCGCGUGCCGUCCGCCGCCGCCGCCGUGCUGCGGCUCGCGGGCUCCCUCCUCCUUAACGCCCGGUUCGUCUUUGUCCUCGGCAACGCCAUCGUGCUCCUCCUCCUCGCGCUGUCCAGACACGACCUCUCCGUCUCCUCCAGCCAACCGACCACGGCCAACGCGACUGCCACCCUGCCACCGCCGCAAGCUGCACCGGCCGCCGCAGAUAGCAGCUUCCCUUCCAUCACCACGCCAAUUGCACCGCCGUCCAACACCAUGGAAGCUGCCUCCUUCACCACGCUAAAUUCACCGCCUCCCGCCAUGGAAGCGCUGGAGGCGGCCCCGGGGUCCGAGCCCGAGCCGGUCCCCCGCGCUGUGGCGGUGUUCGAGGACAAGCAGCCGGUGCGCGUCAACAAGGCGCGCACCCCGAGGCGGAGCAGGUCCGAGAAAAUGGGCCCGCGCUUGGCGAGGCGCGCGGCAUCCCCGGAGCUGCGGCGCUGCGAGUCGGAGAACGGGCGGAGGCGGCGAUCGUCCGUGACGGCGCGCGACGCGGAGGCGUGCUGGGGCCUGGACGACGCGGAGGAGUUCCGGCGCACGGUGGAGGCGUUCAUCGCCAAGCAGACGCGAUUCCACCGCGAGGAGUCCAUGGGCGUGGGCGUGGUGGCCGGCGCCGGACAGUGCGAGGCGGCCCCGGCCAUCACCGGCGCUCUCGCCGUUGUUGAAUAAGUUGAGCUGGUGACAAGACUGCAAAGUACAUAAAGAAGAAGCUCUCGUUGCCGAACUUGUUUCUUUCGUGCUCAUAUUUUUGCCUUGACUCCUGUUCUUCAGAUCUGCUCGAUCGAUCCUUUUUCAGAAAAAAAUUUUGUGGCGCUUUUC
Molecule: messenger RNA, 1113 nt
Organism: Phragmites australis (common reed)
Lineage: Eukaryota; Viridiplantae; Streptophyta; Magnoliopsida; Poales; Poaceae
Exons: 1
Coding region: 157-963 (268 amino acids)
Source: RefSeq, a predicted model, not a curated record